GCCCCAGGGACAUGAGGUCCAAUGUCCAGUGGAGCGUCCCUCGGGACUCGCACCCGGAGCUGCCGCUGUCAUUGUUUCUACAAUGAGUGCAUGUUCUCCGCUGACGUCAGACGGAGCUGUCCUGGCGCUAUAUAAGGCUGGCGGCGGUCCUGGGACAUACCCCGUGCUCCCCAAGACGCCUUCAGCCCGCCCCGAGGCACAGACCCUGGAGCUCCGCCUUGCACCGCAGACGCUCUCUGACAACCUGGCCCGCGGCACCAUGAGGCAGACGGGACGCGCGGCGCUGGUGAUGGGGCUGCUGCUCUUGGCGCAGCUGCGCCCCGGGAGCAGCCAGUGGAGUGCGACGUCGGUGGCGGCGGCGGCCGGGGCCCGGGGCCCGAGUCUGCGGUGGAGCCCCGGGGCGCGGAGCCAGGGCGGCGGGGCCCGCGCACUCCUCCUGCUGCUGGCGGAGCGCUUCCCGCGCCGCGCGGGGCUCGCCAGCUGGGGGUCGGGAACGGCGGGCGAGCGGCUGCGAAGGGACGACCCUCCACUGUCCAUUGACCUGACUUUCCACCUGCUGCGGACCCUGCUGGAGCUGGCCCGGACGCAGAGCCAGCGGGAGCGCGCCGAGCAGAACCGCGUCAUAUUUGACUCGGUGGGCAAGUGAUCUGCCGGGUCUGGGGCGCAGAAACGACCCUUUCCCACCCCGGGGCUGGCCUGUGCACGACCAGAACUGACCCAGUCCCGCGGUGCGGAGCAGCCCGGAGACAUUCUGAACUCUCUGCGUGAGAGAGUUCAGAGUUUUUUUUUUUUUUUUUAAAUAAAAAUGCUAAAGA
Molecule: messenger RNA, 815 nt
Organism: Chinchilla lanigera (long-tailed chinchilla)
Lineage: Eukaryota; Metazoa; Chordata; Mammalia; Rodentia; Chinchillidae
Gene: Ucn
Product: urocortin
Exons: 2
Coding region: 83-646 (187 amino acids)
Biological process (GO): negative regulation of feeding behavior
Cellular component (GO): extracellular region
Molecular function (GO): hormone activity
Source: RefSeq, a predicted model, not a curated record